Messenger RNA from Bactrocera dorsalis (oriental fruit fly), 3219 nucleotides. RefSeq lists its product as uncharacterized. The transcript has 4 exons. The record is from RefSeq and is a predicted model, not a curated record. Gene Ontology annotation, biological process: G protein-coupled adenosine receptor signaling pathway; adenylate cyclase-activating G protein-coupled receptor signaling pathway. Gene Ontology annotation, cellular component: membrane. NCBI's taxonomy places the organism in Eukaryota, Metazoa, Arthropoda, Insecta, Diptera, Tephritidae. The coding region runs from base 169 to 2955 and encodes 928 amino acids. Gene Ontology annotation, molecular function: G protein-coupled receptor activity.
UAAAAAAUUAAAAUAACCAACAAAUAAAUAAAAAAGUUUAAAAAAUAAAUCAACAAAAAUAAUACUUCAACCAACCAAAUUCCAACUACCAACAAAAGUAUUCCCCAACACAAACACAAAAACAUUCCACUACAACGCCCGUCCGCCCCCGCGCACUGAACCGCAAGCAUGUCCGAGUUUCGUUUCUUUUCGUUGGCCGAUUUCCAAUACAUCAGCAAUGAUUCGUCUCUCUUCACCUUGCCUUUUGCGCUUUCGACGAAGAGCACACCUGCCUAUGACAAUGAGAUGUCCGAUGACUUGAAUGUACCGUAUAUGGUCUUUGAGAUUUUGGUAGCCAUUUUCGCCAUUGUCGGCAAUUUUAUGGUGAUUGUUGUGUUUCAGCGCGACCGUAAACUACGACGACGCACCAAUUAUUAUAUAGUUUCGUUGGCGAUGGCAGAUUUUCUCGUUGGCUCGUUGGGUGUACCGUUUGCCAUAUUGGCUUCGAUUGGUUUGCCAAAAGAUCUGUAUACUUGCCUCUUCACCGUCUCGCUGUUGGUUGUAUUGUGCACGAUUUCGAUAUUCUGCUUGGUGGCCGUGUCAGUGGAUCGUUAUUGGGCCAUACUCUAUCCGAUGGCAUAUUCGAGGAAUGUACGCACGCGCACUGCAAUUAUCAUCAUCUCGUUGUGUUGGGUCGCUGGCACAAUUGUGGGCUUCCUGCCAUUAUUUGGCUGGCACGUAAAACCCGAAAACGAAGCGGACAUGACCUGUCAUUUCGUCAAAGUAAUGGACUACAACUAUUUGGUGUUCCUGUACUUUGCAACCAUAAUUACGCCAGCGCUGCUUAUGUUGGCCUUCUACACACACAUCUAUCGCGUCAUUGUCAAGCAGGUGCGGCAAAUAGUCACCAUGAAUCCGAUGAGCGACAGCAGCCGACGCAAUUCGAAUACACAAGUUCAAGCGGGAAGACCUUGUCAUGGCGGCACGAUGUUGCGUGUUUUAGGUGCAUCACGCAAACGUGAUGUCAAGGCCACACAGAAUCUCUCCAUCAUUGUGUUGUUCUUCAUGAUCUGCUGGUUUCCGCUGUACACCAUCAAUUGCAUCAAGGCAUUCUGCCCGCAAUGUCAGGUGCCGGGGAAGCUGACACUAUUCUGCAUUAUACUCUCCCACCUGAACUCGGCAGGCAAUCCGGUGUUGUAUGCAUACCACUUGAAAGACUUCCGUUUGGCGCUGAAGAAUUUGUUGCUGAAGAUAAUGGGUAUUGAGGUGGAACAACCGGUGGAUCCAAUGCAUCGCUUCUCGGUGGCUAGUCAGCACCGCUUACAUUCCAUCGACGCCAGCAUGCGGCACUCACUGCAGCCACGUAUUUAUAUAGAUUCGCCAAUUUGGUUGCGUCAGCAGCAGCAGACACUCAAGAGCUCGCAGCUGGUGCCCAAAUGUGGCGUGAUCACACCCUGUUUGAACAACAUACACCAAACGGUAGCUGCUGUGGCCUCAGUGCCCACCGAUAUCGGACGUGAUAUGUGGAACAUAAUGGAGGCUUCAAGCGGCGCCGAACUGGAAGACGUCAAUUACGAAUUCCCGCUAGAUAGAAGCUCGAAUACGCCACCAACACCCGCAUCCCAGCAGGAGCGACGUGGCUCCUCGCUCGAUCAUUGCAAUACACCCGAUUACUCAUAUAACAAUUGCAAUUAUGACGUCAGUCCGGAUGAGUCCGAACUAGAUGAAGUCUUCCUGCCGAAUAUCCGCAACAGCAGUGACAGUAAUAGCGUGACAAGCGUGCGACCAAAUGGACAUAUACAUAAUACAGAGCAGCGCGAAAUGAUAGCGGGUGCAAUGCGCGAGAAACUACGCUCCGACGACACAGACUAUCAGAGCCAAGUGUUGAGCAAUCAACGCGCACUCACCGAUUCCUCGUACAGUGACUACGAUGUACAAAAGCAAAGCGCUGGUCAUACGCCACCCGCAAAGGGUCGUUUACUGACCACGUUGCGCCAAUAUCGGCUGCCUCAACAGGAGCUUAGCUCCUAUAAAGCAGCGCCAGCCAUCACCGCCAGCAAUAAUGGUGAAGCUGUUGAGCACAGCGGCUUGUAUUCGCGUUCCGGGUCCAGUCAGUCGGGUCUCAGCAAUUCCGGAGUUUAUGUCAUUGAAAAUGACACGAGCCCCUUGUCGCCGCGCCGAAAGCGUAAAUUUAAGAAAUCGCAGCGUCUAACCAAGAACUCCAACAAGACGGCUGUCGUAGUGAAAAGCACGAAUAGUCAUAGACAAACGAUUUCCUGCACCAGCGACUCGUCGGCCACCACGCCCUCCACAGAACUGGCGAAUGGCGCCGAAACGAGCGACGCAACGCAGACAAACAUACAAACUAACAGCGCCAGCGCGAGUAAUGGCAACAUAGCGCAGCAGCCAGCGCUGCAUAGCGAGGCUAGUCAGCUACCGUUGAACAACAACAAUAACAGCAAUAAUAAUAACAAUAGAAAUAGUAAUAACACUAAUCACAAAUUAAAUGGCCGUGCGACAGAGCGCCAACAACAGCAACCACACACGAUACAUGGACAUCACGACAUGUUCGGGCCGUUGCGCGCUGUCGGUCACCUGAUUUUCCCGCCCCUUGCAAAACAUUCCAGCCUCUUUCAUCUAUUCCAGCCGAGCGUGUCGAACGUGUCCAGCGUGGCGGACACAAUAACAACGUCACGCAAAACGACUGCAAGUGCAACGACAGCUGGCGCGUCUACAACAAAAACUGCCGCCGCUGAAACCGUUAUGACAACUACAACACCAACACAUAACACAGCGCCGUCCACCAAAGCCGCACACAGUGCACAUGAAGCCACACAACCGCACAUCGCUUCGCGCGUCGCCUCGGUGGACGAGUCGAUUUUGACGACAGUCACCGAUUUAACAGAGCCCAUGCCAACGCCACAGUCCAAAGCGCAGCCACCGCCUCCAACAAUAGCUGCAAGAUUUGUAGGUUAGGAAAUGAGAGGAGGAGGACUGAAUCGGGGGGCCACUACUGCCUAGCCACUAGCGCUGGUAUAUACGUUUUCCAUAUUUUCUACAUUAUUUGUAUUUGUAUGAUUUUGUCAAUAAGUAAUUAUAAAUUAUUAAUUAAUGUUGCUAUAUGUGCAUAUAAUGUAUCUCUACGACUAAUUAUAUAAUUAUUUUUAGAGUUAUGAACCAAUACUCAUUCUAAUUGUGCUAGCAUUUUAUCUAGGUCUUAAUUAUUUAAUUAUUAUAUAA